AGUGCUGGUCACUUCUCAUGCAGAGCGCGUCUGGUGGGAGAACCGCCGAGCUGCCUGCGUCCUUCACACUCUCCAUGCGCGAGGACAGUCGUCCAAUAAAAAGCCCGAAAGUGUCGGAACACUGUCGCCUGCUCUUUUAUUUUGUGGACAAUCGGUCGGAGUCCGGUGGGGACGGGAUAUCUGAUCGGAGAGUCGGAGCCUUCCUCGUGCCAUCACGCCGUAAGGAGGCAACAGACGAGAGGGGAGACAGCGUGGUUUGAAUACAGAUGAGAGCAACUAUUGACACCUUCAGCCCACCAGUCUGCUGUGAGCGCGGACAAAGCUGAAAGAACGUGGCUGCCAAAUACCCAGCUUUACAUCUACUAUCCGUAGACGCCUGUUAAACAGCUGAGUCUUUUCUUAUCUUUUUUUUUUUUUUUUUUUUUUACUCCAUCCCGGAGGUGGCUGCCAGCUAUCGGUUCGUCUGAAAGCGCACAGAAAACCAAUACAUCUGCCCCCCCGGAAGAAAAAAAAAAACACGGAAUCAGGCGAGACCCGGGAGCGUCUCUGACAUGCUGUAAGUUCUUGUUAUCUGGACUGGACCUGUAUUAUGGCUUCGCUGUAUCAGAGAUUCACCGGGAAGAUCAAUACCACCAAUUCGUUCCCACACCCACCUGAGGCCAGCCACCUUCUCGGCGGACAGGUUGCAGACGAGGAAAACGCAGCGAAGAGUCCUCAGCAGGUCGGGGAUGGAAGACCUCACGUGCAGUACCGCAAAAAAUGCGCGAAGGAGGACGAAGAUGACCUGGUGGGCAGUGCUCCUCCCCAGAGGAACUGGAAAGGAAUAUCCAUCGCCCUGCUGGUCAUCGUCAUCAUCUGCUCCCUAAUUGUCACCUCUGUCAUCCUGCUGACCCCUCGUGAAGAUGACAGCCUUGCCCUUAAGAAGAAAGUAACCAUCGAGGAUGUUUUUGGUCCUGACCUUCGCAUCCACGACCCAGAAGCCAAAUGGCUCAGCGACAAUGAGCUUCUGUAUCGUACCAGGGAUGGGGAUGUUGUCAAGCUUAAUGCUGACACAAAGGCGGGAACUGUUAUCGUGCCGCACCAGUUGUUUGACAGAUCCAGAGCCGCCAAGUACCAAGUGUCUCCAGACAUGCAGCAUGUUCUGUUUGCCUUUGAAGUGAAACCGAUCUACCAACACUCCUAUGUGGCCAAGUAUAUUAUUUACAGCCUUGUGACACAGGAAACUUGGCCUCUAAAUCCUCCGGAGGUGCAUGAAGCUGCCCUGCAGUUUGCUGGAUGGGGACCCCGGGGCCAGCAGCUGAUCUUCAUUUUUGAAAACAACAUCUACUACAGAGCGACAGUAGUGAGCCCAGCGAUCCGCCUGGUGGCCACCGGUAAAGAGGGAGUCGUCUUCAAUGGCCUCGCUGACUGGCUCUAUGAGGAGGAGAUCCUGCAGACCCACAUAGCCCACUGGUGGUCUCCAGACGGGCUGCGUCUGGCCUACAUGACCAUCAACGACACGCUGGUGCCUAAGAUGGAAGUUCCCUUCUUCACAGGAAUGCCCUACCCUGCCAGUCUGGAGUACCACUACCCAAAGGCCGGGGAGGAAAACCCUGUAGUGCACCUGUCAGUGGUGAGCCUCAACGGUCCCCUGCAUACUGUGGUGAUGAAGAAACCUGAUGACCCCAGGAUAGGGAGGGAAUAUUAUAUCACCAUGGUGAAAUGGGCCACCAGCACCAAACUGGCUGUCAACUGGCUGAACAGAGCGCAGAACAACUCCAUCCUGACUCUGUGUGAGGCGACAACCGGAGUCUGUGUUAAGAAACACGAGGAUGAGAGUGAGAGCUGGCUGCACAGACAGAACGAAGCGCCGCUCUUCUCCCAGGAUGGUCACAAGUUUUUCUUUACGAGAGCCAUCCCUCAGGGCGGGAGAGGAAAGUUCUUCCACAUCUCCAUGUCAACCUCUAUGCCUAACAGUAGCACAGACAUCCUUCAGUCCCUGACCUCUGGAGACUGGGACGUCACAAGAAUCUUGGCCUACAAUCAUGACAGGAACCUGAUAUACUUUCUAAGCACAGAGGACGACCCCAAACGGCGGCACUUGUACAGUGCUGACACAAUCCCUCCAUUCAACCGCUGCUGCCUAUCUUGCGAGUUUGUCUGUGGCUAUGUGGACGUCUCAUUCAGCAACAACAUGCACUACUUCCUACUCAACUGCAAAGGUCCAAGUGUGCCGAGUGUGGCUGUCUAUAGGACCAAGGACAAACAGAAGUUGUUUGACGUCGAGAAGAAUGAACUAGUUAACAUCACCUUCAACAACAUGCAGAUGCCCAAAGUGGAGAACAAGACCAUCAUCAUAGACGACUACACUCUGACCAUGGAGAUUCUGAAGCCAGCUGGGUUCAUAGAUACAGCCCAUUACCCCUUACUGCUGCUGGUGGACGGCACGCCCGGGGGACAGAUGGUGUCGGAGCAGUUCCAGGUGGACUGGGCCACAGUUCUGGUCAGCAGCUUCAGCACCAUCGUCAUCCGCUUUGACGGACACGGCAGCGGCUUCCAGGGCACCAACUUCCUCCACAAAGUCAGGAGGAAACUAGGAAAACUGGAGGAGAGGGACCAGCUGGAGGCUCUCAGGUUGAUUUCCAAAGAGACGUACGUCGAUAAAACUCGAAUGGGAGUUUAUGGAAAAGCCUAUGGAGGAUAUUUAGCCACAAUGCUUCUGAGCUCUGAGGAGUUCACUGAACUUAAAUGUGGCACGGCAGUCUCCCCCAUCACAGAUUUUGAAAUAUAUGCGUCAGCAUUUUCAGAACGAUACCUCGGCUCGAGGACAGAUUCCAGAGUAUAUACGAUGGCAAAUUUAGAACACAGAGCGGGCCAGCUCCUGCAGAAGCAGUACUUAAUAAUUCAUCCAACAGCUGACGAAAAGGUUCACUUCCAGCACUCAGCCAAGUUUAUCAAUCAUUUAAUCAGCGAGAAGGCCAAUUACACUCUACAGAUCUACCCUGAUGAGGGACAUUUCCUACACAGUGAAGACACACAGCAGCACCUCAGCCAGUCCCUGGUCAACUUCUUUGAGGAGUGUUUCCGAGUGCCGGAGAAGCGGUCAAAGAACGAGGAGGACGAGGAUGACAGUUAAAACCUUCUCCUCUGACCAGCCAGAUACUACAGCACAAUAUGCAACAAGACCUCACAUACCCAAUCAAAUGACAACACCUGCUGUCCAAUCAGAUUUGAGCCUCACUCUGUGGGGCGGCACCUGCAUGUGCAAAGAGGCCUCAGAGGCCUCCAUCCCCUCUCCUCUCCUCUCCUCGUCCUGCUGGCUGCUGGUCAGGAGGACAAAUACACCACAGACAUGAGCGGUCAUAUCUCUCUCUGCUAUUGGAACAUGUGGACAAGUGCUCCCUCUAGUGGACAAAAAGAGGAUCAACAUGAC
This is a messenger RNA of Labrus mixtus (cuckoo wrasse), 3412 nucleotides long. RefSeq names its product dipeptidyl aminopeptidase-like protein 6. Lineage: Eukaryota; Metazoa; Chordata; Actinopteri; Labriformes; Labridae. The coding region runs from base 590 to 3115 and encodes 841 amino acids. The record is from RefSeq and is a predicted model, not a curated record. Gene Ontology annotation, biological process: proteolysis. The transcript is spliced from 26 exons. Gene Ontology annotation, molecular function: dipeptidyl-peptidase activity; serine-type peptidase activity.